UUUUUUUUUUCUUUCCUUUAUCUUCAAAUGAAGUUAUUAGAUUCCAUUGCUCAAGAAUACCCAAGGCUGUCUGACAUGGUGCAACAUUAUGCCCGAGAAAAACCCACAGGUCCCUUUUGCUGGGAGGAUUAUGUGGGUCCUAACCUGAGAAUCAUUGCUGCUGAACCUGAUAAACUGACUUGGGAAUUCAAAGUGGAUGAACAACACUGCAAUAGCUUAGGUAAUUUACACGGUGGUUGUGUGGCUACAUUGAUUGAUAUCUGCAGUAGUUUUGCCAUCUUAGUCAGUUCUAACAAAAGACAAUGGCAAUUGAUUGGUAUCUCUACUGAUCUAUCCAUUGCUUAUCUUAGUGGUGUUGCUAAAGACAACGUGCUUCGUAUUGAAUGUGAAAUUCAAAGGGUUGGCAAGACACUGGCUAAUAUUUUUACCAAAAUUUAUGAUCAAGACAAUCGCUUAUGCUAUACUGGAUCUCAUACCAAGUUUAACAUUGAUUCAAGGCUAUAAUUGGUAACGCACUUGAAACAAAGUCACAUUUAAGACCAACAAUAAAAAGGAUUUUUUCUUUUUCUUUCUUUU
Gilbertella persicaria is the source of this 576-nucleotide messenger RNA. RefSeq names its product HotDog domain-containing protein. Gene Ontology annotation, molecular function: fatty acyl-CoA hydrolase activity. NCBI's taxonomy places the organism in Eukaryota, Fungi, Mucoromycota, Mucoromycetes, Mucorales, Choanephoraceae. Bases 28 to 504 code for a protein of 158 amino acids. The record is from RefSeq and is a predicted model, not a curated record. The transcript has 2 exons.